Perca flavescens (yellow perch) is the source of this 834-nucleotide messenger RNA. RefSeq names its product stomatin (EPB72)-like 3a (gene stoml3a). Bases 1 to 834 code for a protein of 277 amino acids. Lineage: Eukaryota; Metazoa; Chordata; Actinopteri; Perciformes; Percidae. The transcript is spliced from 7 exons. The record is from RefSeq and is a predicted model, not a curated record. Gene Ontology annotation, cellular component: plasma membrane.
AUGGUUACACAAGGAAAAAUGGAGAUCAACGCUGUGGAGAAUGUCGAAGCUAAAAACACAAGGGGACUGGGAUGUUUCGGUUGGCUGUUGGUCCUCAUAUCCCUCCUCUUUGUAACAGCGACCUUCCCGCUCACAAUAUUUAUGUGUGUUAAGAUAGUGAAGGAGUAUGAGCGAGCCGUCAUUUUUAGACUCGGCCGGAUCACCGGCAGGAAACCUAAAGGGCCAGGACUUUUCUUUGUUCUGCCUUGCACGGAUACCCUUGUGAAGGUCGAUCUGAGAACUGUGUCCUUUGACAUCCCUCCGCAAGAGAUCCUAACCAGAGACUCCGUGACAGUGUCUGUGGAUGGCGUGGUGUACUUCCGCAUACACUGCCCCAUCUCAUCUGUGGCCAAUGUGUCCAACGCACACUCGUCUACACGGCUGCUUGCUCAAACCACCCUUAGGAAUGUACUUGGUACCAAAAACCUUGCAGAACUGCUGUCUGACAGAGAGGGCAUAUCGCACAGUAUGCAGGAAUCUCUGGAUGUGGCCACUAAUCCGUGGGGUAUUAAGGUGGAGCGUGUGGAGAUCAAGGAUGUGAAGUUGCCUCAGCAGCUGCAGAGAGCCAUGGCAGCAGAGGCAGAAGCCAGCCGGGAGGCCAGAGCCAAGAUCAUUUCUGCAGAGGGAGAGAUGAAUGCCUCCAGGGCUCUGAAAGAAGCCUCUCUGAUUAUUUCGGAGUCCCCCUCUGCUCUCCAGCUGCGAUACCUGCAGACCCUCCACACCAUCGCAGCAGAGAAGAACUCCACCAUCAUCUUCCCCAUGCCCAUGGAUAUAUUGCAGAAUUUUAUGAAGUAA